Cuscuta epithymum is the source of this 1036-nucleotide messenger RNA. Lineage: Eukaryota; Viridiplantae; Streptophyta; Magnoliopsida; Solanales; Convolvulaceae. The record is from the annotation of a GenBank genome assembly.
GAUGAUUACUACCAUGAAGAUGAUGACUACCGCUACAGAAAUGAUUAUAUAAAUGAAUUCAAAAAGAGACUAUUUGAACUCCUUGUGUCCGAAGAAGAGGACGAUGAUGAUGAAUGGGAUUACAAUGACAAUAGUGAUAGUGGAUGUGAUGAUAGCGAUAUGUUUUGCUAUGACCCUCUCAAUGGAGAAGUCAAACCGAGUGGUUUUCUCCCAGCGAACAUGGAUUUGGGAUCUAUUUGUGCACUUCAUUUGUGUUGUGAUGGUAUUGGGGCAUGUGUUCUAAGCCCAUAAGUUUCACACAGAUUGUUCUUUUAAUUAAAAUGUUUAUAGCAAAUGAUCCAAUUUUCAUUGUAUUGUUUUGCAAGGCUGUUGUUGAUGACUUUAGAAUGAGACUUCAAAUGCCAACUUUAGACGUGAAAUACUUAAACCUCUCCGGUGACUAUUCUCCUGAUUCAGAUAGUAACUCCAAGUUUGUGAGUUUGCUGCGAUGUUGCCCAAAAUUAUGCAAACUUGAGAUAUGUUUUCGGCUUCGUGAGCCAGACUCCCCUGAUUGUAGUGAGAGUGUUUCCGAUCUUUUGGAAGGACAUCUCAAUCUACAUUACAGACACAAUGCCCUUCAAACUUUAAAGCUCAACUUAUUCUCAGGGUCCUAAUCUGAAGUGCAAUUUAUAAUGUGACUCAUAGCUUGCUUCCCAACAUGUAAGAAGGUGUUUAUUUUAUGUCGCAAAAGGUUCCAGUCCAGGGAGAAAGCAGACAUGAAGGAGGCUAUUUUGAGUUCUAGUCGUGCCUCAUCAACAGCAAACGUUUAUUUUAAGUGAUAAGCCUCUUGGUUUUAUCCAUCUCGUAAAACCGUUAUGACUCAUGAUAUGUAAUGGAAAGAAGCUGAUUUCUUCUGCUCUGAAGCAGCAAGGCACUUCAAUAUAUAUAUAUAGGUAAGAGAUCAAAUACAAACCAUGCUUAAAAUACUAACCUACAAACUCAAUAAUAUGCAACACUUUGAACUUCAAUAUGCAGUAAAAAUAAUGUAAAGAUGCAC